Molecule: messenger RNA, 797 nt
Organism: Symbiodinium pilosum
Lineage: Eukaryota; Dinophyceae; Suessiales; Symbiodiniaceae
Source: the annotation of a GenBank genome assembly
AUGCCGAGUUUGUUGGAGCAAGAAUUCCAUAGUUCCAGCGAUUUUAAGGCCUAUGCAUCAUGGGAGUUGUUGAAGAAGCACCCCUACACUGUGGACUCCCAGCACAAGAAGUCCUUGAGUAAAGCCUUGGCAGACCGGCACCCCGACGUUCGGGAAGCCGCCUGGGCGGUGAUCCCUCACUUGGAUGCCGGCUCCUGUGCCGCCGUACUUGCAGACCUCUCGUGGGAGAUUGGGCUGGACGCCCAGACCCGCUGCAGACUUGUGAAGUCCUUACGCGCAUUGCUGGACACCUGCAAUGCGCAACACUUCCGGGCUAUUGUGGCUGCAGUUGGGUUGUCAAACUGGUGGCUCCGAUUGGCUGCUACCGAGCUUCUGCAGCCCUUGCUUGAGGCAGCAGGCCCAGAGGUGCGCCUGGCAGCAGUCGAUGCAGUGGAGGAGCUUGGCGACAGCAUGGACGUGAAGGUUGCCGGCGCGCUAGCAGCCCGGAUCGAGGAUGUAGAUGCUUCUGUAGCAGAUGCUGCCUUCAAGCUCAUGGAGGCACGCCUCGCGGAUCCAAGCGCUGAUGUAAGGCGGAUUGCAGUGGAGUCCCUGGCUGUGCACGCCGCGUCCUGUCCGAAGGCCCUUGCUGCUGUCCUUGACAAGCUCAGAGACAGCAACUGGCUUGUCAGAACAGCGGCCAGCCAUGCCCUGGAGAUUGCCAUGCCUGGCAAGGAGGCUUCCCUUGCUGCCUCUUCCUGUUUGGGUCACGACGACAGUGCCGUGCGCCAAGCCGCUGCAGCGGCGGUGGCUGAGCUGAG